UGAGAUCGGACCUAUAAAACCCUCCCAAGUCUGAUCUGAUCUCUCUUCCCUGUUGUAACACAAAGUCACAACUCACAAAUACAUAUCAUCGUCCUCGUCAUCAACCCCCUUCCCAACCUCUCUCUAGAUCUCCCAAUCUCUUUUCACCUCUCCGUCGCCGGUGAACGACCAACCGAACCCAGCGAUGACAGACAAGAAAUCAAGUGGCUACGAGACGACGUCGUGGGCGGACCAGUGGGACUACACCAACAACAACUCGUCGUACCCUAUGGACGUCAAAGGCGGCGAGCCGGGAACCGCCGCCAAGUGCAAGCAGAAGGUCGGCGAGGGGCUCGAGAAGACCAAGGCCGUGGCCUCCACCGGAGCCAAGAAGGUCAAGGACGGCGCCGCCUCCGGUUUCCAGUGGAUCAAGGACAAGUACCACAAGACCACUCAAAAACGCUGAUGCGCGCAUGCGUGAUGAUCGAUCAUGAUUUAUAGUAAUCUUUAUCAUUUCUUCCAUCUUAUGAUCUAUCAAAAACAUUAUUCCCAGACACAGAUCGCUAGGGUUGUUUUGAACUUUUGAUUAGUUCUUAGUUUUUUCGUUUAUGAUGAUUUUUGUUGUGUUGUU
This is a messenger RNA of Argentina anserina (silverweed cinquefoil), 610 nucleotides long. RefSeq lists its product as uncharacterized. Lineage: Eukaryota; Viridiplantae; Streptophyta; Magnoliopsida; Rosales; Rosaceae. The record is from RefSeq and is a predicted model, not a curated record. The transcript has a single exon. Bases 185 to 445 code for a protein of 86 amino acids.